GUUAGACUCUUCACCAGGGAAAGGGAGGGUUUGUUUAACCGCUUUGAACUUUCCUUUUGAACUUGUUUGUGUUCAAACCGGACCCUCGAUCCCAUCGCUCCGUGAGGCAUUUUAAUAACGUUUUGCUGCUGUCAGAGACAACCUUUCGCUCUCCGGCCAAACUCCAAAGCUUGGAUUCACCUCCGCUGGAUUCUUGCAGCCACGGAGGAGAGGACGGGAGAGGGGGAUCGGUCCCCACCCCCACCCCAGGCGGGCCGGCGACACCCACACACCCCGCACGCGCCGGCUCUGCCACCUGACCUCCCAGCUGCCUGCGAGUCAUCAGCCUGUAGAUCUCCCCCCAUGACAAUGUCUUCCAUUAAGAUUGAGUGCGUUUUGCGGGAGAACUGCCACUGCGGUGAGUCGCCCGUGUGGGAGGAAGCAUCCAACUCUCUGCUCUUCGUGGAUAUUCCCGCCAAAAAGGUUUGCCGGUGGAAUGCGCUCAGCAAUCAAGUGCAGCGACUGACCCUGGAUGCUCCUGUCAGCUCUGUGGCCCUUCGCCAGGCGGGAGGCUAUGUCGCCACAGUUGGAACAAAGUUCUGUGCUUUGAACUGGGAAGAUGAGUCAGCAGUUGUCUUGGCCGCUGUCGAUAAAGACAAGAAAAACAAUCGAUUCAAUGACGGGAAGGUGGAUCCCGCUGGGAGAUACUUUGCUGGAACCAUGGCUGAGGAAACAGCGCCGGCGGUUCUGGAACGGCACCAAGGGUCCCUGUACGCCCUCUUUCCCGACCACCACGUGGAAAAGUACUUUGAUCAGGUGGACAUCUCCAAUGGUUUGGAUUGGUCUCUGGACCACAAAAUCUUCUAUUACAUCGAUAGCCUGUCCUACUCCGUGGAUGCCUUUGACUAUGACCUGCAGACAGGAAAGAUUUCCAACCGCAGAAGCAUUUACAAGAUGGAGAAAGAAGAACACAUCCCAGAUGGAAUGUGCAUUGAUACUGAGGGGAAGCUCUGGGUGGCCUGUUACAAUGGAGGAAGAGUGAUCCGCCUGGAUCCUGAGACAGGGAAAAGACUCCAAACCGUGAAGUUGCCUGUUGAUAAAACAACCUCAUGCUGCUUUGGAGGGAAGGAUUACUCUGAAAUGUACGUGACCUGUGCCCGGGAUGGGCUAGACCCUCAGGGUCUUUUGCAGCAACCUGAGGCUGGUGGAAUCUUCAAGAUAACUGGCCUGGGGGUCAAAGGACUUCCUCCGUAUCCUUAUGCAGGAUGAGUGACAAGCCUUCUUUCCUAUUGCAGGAGACUUUGAAGACAACUAGAAAAUUCGGGAGCUGAGAUUUCAGUCUAGCUACCCCCAAAAAAAUGAAGCAAUGAGAUUAUUAAUAGCAUUAAAUUUUUACUGACAAUUUUUAAAAGGCAGAGCAUUUUUAACAAAGGGUGAUGGGUGCUUUUGAUAACAUAAGACGUUUUGCAAAGGUGCUAUAGAAAUAUAGAGUUGGCAGUUCCCUGGUGGCCUAGCUGUUAAGAAUCCAGUGCUAUCACUGCUGUGGUUCGGGUUCAGUCCCUGGCCUGGGAACUUCCACAUGCCACAGGGGUGGCUAAAAAAAUAAGAAAUGUAGUUUUUCAGCUGUCAACCCAGCCUCUUGAGUCUUUGAAAUUGUUGGUGGAGUGGGGGAAGAGGGAAGGGACCAUAUCUGCUCUUUAUUCUGCAUACUACACCCAAAGCUUCAAAACUCUAAUAAAUAGUAGUUUGGUAAUGACUUA
Molecule: messenger RNA, 1739 nt
Organism: Phacochoerus africanus (Common warthog)
Lineage: Eukaryota; Metazoa; Chordata; Mammalia; Artiodactyla; Suidae
Gene: RGN
Product: regucalcin
Exons: 7
Coding region: 343-1248 (301 amino acids)
Biological process (GO): L-ascorbic acid biosynthetic process
Molecular function (GO): enzyme regulator activity; gluconolactonase activity; calcium ion binding
Source: RefSeq, a predicted model, not a curated record